AUGAAGAAGGCAUGUGGGGGAGCCUUGAUUACUGCGACGGAUAAGAUGCGUGUUGUAUUAAAUGAUAAGCAGAAGGGCUUGUAUAAGCACAAACUCAAGAAACAGCACAAUAUACUGGAAGCUCUUAUAGGUGCAGAAAACGAGAAGACGAUGCAAAGUAUUGUGGCACCGAAACGACAGCAAACCAAUAUCAAACAUGAUAUAAUUUGUGCCCAUCAAGCUGCGUACUUUAAUAAGAGUAUGGCAGGGGCCGAUAAACUCGUGAAAGCUCAGGAGAUGUUAAUAUACGACAAUAUAGCUAAAACUAUAGAAAUGGCGGUGUCCGAUGGUCUGCUAAUCGAAGAUACGAAGGGAGAUGAUAAACAUACUAGAAUACGGGGUGAUGAAGACGGGAGGAUACAAAAAGAAAAAUUCAAAGCAACCAGGAAUCUACGUGAAUUCGGAGGGAAUGGAUAG
Messenger RNA from Sphaeroforma arctica JP610, 456 nucleotides. RefSeq lists its product as hypothetical. Lineage: Eukaryota; Ichthyosporea; Ichthyophonida. The record is from RefSeq and is a predicted model, not a curated record. The transcript has 2 exons. Bases 1 to 456 code for a protein of 151 amino acids.